AUCUGUUCCAAGGCCAUCCUCGUGUGCACGCCACAAUACAGUUCGAGGUGGCUGGGUUGCCGCUGGCGGAGGCACAUCAUCGUGCAGCACAAACCAGGCACGCUCGAAACGGCUCACCUCACCGCACAUGCGCCCAUCAGCUGAUGGCCUAUGAACUUCCCUCGCUCCACCUCCGCCGCCACCGCCCUUCUCCUGCGCGACAGCAGCAGCAGCAGCACUUCCAGCAGCAGCAGUAGUAGCAAUAGCACUACCAGCAUGUCUGCCGCACCAUAUCCCGACUACCGCGGCGAUCCACAACCCACAGACGACGUUCGUGGUCGCCGAGCUGCGCCCCUCGACGCAGAUCCACCCGCACACAUCCCUUUGCCUCCACUUGGCGCCACCCUCAAACCUGCUCUCAAGAGAGAAGGCUCGCGCAGUCGACUGAACCCCGACGAACGCCCUCAGUUCCCCGACGAGGCUUCUUAUCUGGGCGGUCGCGCUCCCGAUCUCGAGGCUAAGAACCGACCCCGCGACAAGCAGUUUCGCGAUCUGCGCGACGGCUACGAGUCCGACGAGGGCGAGCAUCACAAGAGCUCCAAGUACACUCCACGCAACAAGAUGCCGCGCUCCAACGACGAUUCGGCAUAUGAUGACCGCCCACGGCGUUCCAAGAGAAACGACUACCCUCCGCCCGACAGCGCUAUCUCAGGCACCACGCGCGGCGGCUACGAUGAAGGUCCGCCGCGGCGAAGACGAGAUCGCGAUGAGCGUCCACCCUACGACGACGACUACCCUCCACGCAGGCGAGGCGAUCGGCCACCUCCCGUAGAAUACGGAGCCGACCCUAUUCCAUCUCGUCAAAAGAGUGAGCGACGUCCUCGGCCACGUCGUGAAUACGAUGAUUAUUCGGACGAAGACGACUACCGCCCACGUCGUCGCCGGGGACGAAGUGCCGAUGGAUACGGUGGACGUCCUCCGCGCGACUAUGACGACGACCCAUAUCAUUCAGACCGGCCCCCUCGCAGACGCCGCGACGACGAUUACAAUGACCGUGCACCGGCACGGCGCCGUGACGGCAGCAGGAGGAGGCGAGACGAUUACGACGACUACGACAGGUACAGCGACAGAUCACGAGACAGGCGAGGCGGUCGUGAUGGCCGGGACAAGCCACCGCCCAGUAUCAAGAUUGGCAAGUACGACAUUGGACCAUGGGUGGAGAAAGGAAAAGAGCACUGGACGACGAUUGCGCCAAUCCUGACUCCCAUUGUUUUGGCGCAAAUCCGUAAGAUGGGCAGUGGUGGUGGCAGUGGUGGCGGACGACGUUAGGAACGUCUUCUGGAGGACUACUACAUGGACUACUACCGGAAUUCGAGGCGAUAAGCCCGGGGAUGGUUUGGACGAGGCAUGGGUGGAGGAUGGGAAUUUGGCAUUUUCUGAGAAGAACCGUGGCACAUAGGCACACCUAGGCGUUCGGUUUGCAUGAUGAGACGAUACUAUCAUGGAUCCUCGCGGAAGUAUGGAGACCUACGAGAACUAGCACCACGUCGCCGCUCAUUGCAGUAGCGAGAUAAGGGCGACCGGACGGCGUUGAAUGGUUGACUCCAUAUAACGAGCAAUGACACAAUUUUAGCACAUCUUUGCCGCGACCAAAGCAAGAUUCUAGGCGGUGGCCAUUCGCAGGACACGUUCGUGAAGCACAUGGGGCGGAGAACUGCUGACGGCCAUACAGUAUCUCACGGGCAGCGCGGGGAGCAAACGCGUGUACGACACGACGCGGCGGCGUCUCGUGCGGGAGCGGAAGCCUGC
Messenger RNA from Cercospora beticola, 1788 nucleotides. RefSeq lists its product as uncharacterized. Lineage: Eukaryota; Fungi; Ascomycota; Dothideomycetes; Mycosphaerellales; Mycosphaerellaceae. The record is from RefSeq and is a predicted model, not a curated record.